Messenger RNA from Suillus clintonianus, 1633 nucleotides. RefSeq lists its product as uncharacterized. Lineage: Eukaryota; Fungi; Basidiomycota; Agaricomycetes; Boletales; Suillaceae. The record is from RefSeq and is a predicted model, not a curated record. The transcript has 2 exons. The coding region runs from base 198 to 1349 and encodes 383 amino acids.
CGGGACUCGGCUGAGUUGUGGCACGUGAUCUCUGAUUCGGCUUGGAUCACGGGAUUUGCCUAACAAAGCAUGCACAGCCACUGAAGUGGCUGCAGAGCUAACUGCAGCGUCGCAUGCAUACUAAGUACGUGCCACUUACCGUUUCCCGUCACUGAAAAUGUCGGAGUUCGUCCCUGUUGCACAAAUCCAAAUGGCGUAUGUCGGCAAGCCAGAUCUAUGAUCAAUGCGACGUCUGUUUGUACCCCAGAAACAAAAGCCUCACUGUGGAAGUCGGCCACAGGCAGUGGCUCGUUAUUUCUCCCAACCACAUAUAUAAGAGAGAUGUAUCCGAAUCACUUUCCCUUGUGGCAUAUCCAAGCUCCCUUUUCUCUUACUCAAACCCUCAUCUCUUCCCGAUCAUGACUGGCACCUGCGACACAGUCGACAUUGUUUUGGCUAGAGACAAUGCUGCUAAGAAGUUCUCCUGGUGCAUUUUGCCAGGAAGGUCCAUGGCAUCCGCUAGGUCCGAAUCAAGCUUUACUCCUCAGACGCGGAUGCUACCGAAGCCGGCAGACACAUCAACUGAGGACCGAUCAGCAAAACAUUCAGCCAUCUGGCAUCUCCGUGGAUUUACAAUGACAAGACCAACAUUGAAUCAACACCUAGAGUCUUAUUUCCAUAGGAUGCAACAAACUGCGCCACGAAUAUGCCAUCCCUUGACCAUUCACAAUGAAGCCCGCUUGAUCAUCCAUACAGUGAACAAUGCCGGAUUCGCUGGCCAACCAAAGUUAUUAGGUGAGGCAGUGGCGAAAGCACUGUUCAUCGCCGGAGCUGCUCAACUGCAGUACACCCGGACUGUGGCACUGCUCACACAUGAUGUUCUCGUCGAACUCAAUCUGAGCAACUGGUGUGCCAUGCGCGCUAUGCAAAUAUACCUCGAAAAUAUUGCGACGUCGACUAUACUCAAUGCUUGGUAUAACUUUUCGGUUGAUUUAAUGUUUACGCCUAAUGCGACUGGUUUGGAGAAAGCUGGCGAUAUCCUAGAGGCUCUUCGAGACGAAAAGUUCAAUGCAGCAGCUUUAUAUGGCGACUUGGCUGCGCUUGGCAUCAUCCCUUGCGGUCUACUUAUUUUCGUCAUAAAUUGCUUCUUGGACCACCUGUCAUCAGUAACUCAGUUUCGCAUGCUUUAUCUCCUGGUGAUCCGAGCAACAUUCCGAAUUGAAUCCUCUAUACACCCGGAUUGUUUGCUUGGCUGGCGCGAAAAGUUGCUCUUUCCAAAGCGAAUGACGAUGCCUAUGGGUAACAAAAUGGUUCAGAGGUGGAUUAUCGUGAGUGACCGUACUUUCGGUUUGCUUGGGACGUUUGGUUGACAUCAUGUCCUCAUUCCCGUGACUAGGAGAUUUGCAAUGUGAUUGAUAAGGCUGUCGUUCAAAACCAAGCCAUUGUGCCAUCUUCUAAAACCACCAACUCACCAGCCGGAAAUCAUAUUUGGGAUGCGCGACUCACCAGACAUGGUCUACGCGAUUUAAUUAAGAUUGAACGGCCGCGCGAGAUGUACAUACGAUGAUAUAUCAAUUUAGACUUGGUUUAUUGUUAUUUCAAGUUCUUGUUUUACCUGUAACAUAUAAGUCGAUUUAAACCACGAAAUUUACCG